AUGGAUCAAAAACUUCAAGAGAGUCACUGUACCCUUGGAGACGUUGGCGUAUUCAACUCAGAUGGAGGUUUCGAUGUCUUUUUCAACAUAUUUAUGACUAUGGAGGAGAACCUGGCUAUGGACUACGAUCCACCUAGCACGUUUGUACCUCUUGAACUAACCUCUACAUCCUCGCUAAAUGCUCAAAGACCAACCCCACAAGGCGAAGGUUUCUAUUUUAGCAACAACUUUACGCUAGAUAAAGAGACGGGGGAGUCUGUAUGCACAUUUGAGUCGAUCAAAGCACCGGAAAAACCAGGAGGUGCAAUACUAGUCCUUCCGGAAGGUUGCACAAAGCAGUUCAUGACUCGCUUUGUUAAGGAUAAAAUUGAGGCUUAUCUGGGAAUCUAUGCAGAAUCCUGGUAUGACCCAGAAAAUUAUUCAAACAAACUGCGCGCUCUUCCCAACGGAUCAUUACAGCUGAUACGAACCUGCUACCGAUCCAAUUCGUGGGUGGCAGCGGUGCUACCCACAAGGCGUUACAUGCCCGGCAUGUCGUAUGCAAGACUCAGACGGUCUGCCACAAACCCUCGAUGCUAUGAAUGGGACGACAAUUAUAGAAAAUCAAUUAUAAUCAAUACUGGGUCUUCAAAAAUGGAUGCACAGGACUUGCAGCGCACGAUUGCGGUGGAAGUAUAUUCAAUAUACCACUAUGGGCCCCAAAUUAAGCUUAUAUCAUCUCGAACCUCGACUUCCUCCCGCCGCUCAAGGAUCGCUCAAUCCUUUUCAACCAUCACCCAAUUAAUACGAAGAACUGGUUCGUAG
This is a messenger RNA of Psilocybe cubensis, 804 nucleotides long. RefSeq lists its product as uncharacterized. The transcript has 2 exons. The record is from RefSeq and is a predicted model, not a curated record. Bases 1 to 804 code for a protein of 267 amino acids. NCBI's taxonomy places the organism in Eukaryota, Fungi, Basidiomycota, Agaricomycetes, Agaricales, Agrocybaceae.